CUCAUUAUCAGUAUGAACCCUACGCCUACCUCCCUCCAUUACUUACAACCUUCCAUAUGUAUGUAUCUCUGCAUGCUAUAUAUUACUUGCAUCUCUCUCCCAAACCUUUUCAACUUCUUCUCUUCAUAUCAUCAAACACUCACUCUCUCUCUCUCUCUCACACACACAGUCACACAUAUGACUUCCUAGUAUGGAAAUGUAGUAGAAUCCUACAUGCACAUGAUUUACACACACAACACACACUGAUGAUCAUCAUUCCAUUCUUGCUCUACAAGUACACAUCCUAAUCAUAACGAUCAUACAACUUCAAGAAUCAUGGAGAAUCAUAAUUCAGGAGGGGCAGGAACUGGAUCAAACAGCUGCUCAAUUUUCUCAUCAUCAUCAUCGUCGUCGUCGUCUUAUUCGUUAUUGUUUCGGGCAGAUCAAUCUGCGUCGCCGGACGACUCCGCCGCCAAGAAAAUCAAGAGGAUUCGAGACCCCAAUUUCAACAGUUCCACCUCCAGUAAGCACCCGGUUUACCGGGGUGUCCGAAUGCGUAACUGGGGCAAAUGGGUGUCGGAAAUCAGGGAGCCCCGCAAGAAGUCGCGCAUAUGGUUGGGGACUUUCCCCACCCCGGAAAUGGCGGCGCGUGCGCACGACGUGGCGGCCCUGAGCAUCAAGGGCGCCUCCGCGACCCUCAAUUUCCCCGAACUCGCAAAUGCGUUCCCCCGUCCUGUCUCCCUCAGCCCACGAGACGUCCAGGCUGCCGCCGCGAAGGCGGCGGCGAUGGAGGAAUUCGAUGUUCUGUCUUCUUCGUCGACCACUUCCUCUUCUUCGUCGCUGACGUCUCUUGUUUCUUCGGUGGACCUGUCAACAGCGUCGGAAGAACUGAGUGAGAUCGUGGAGUUGCCGAGUCUGGGGUCGUGUUUCGAGCUGAGGGAUGACUUUGUGUACAAUGAUAACGGCGUGGAGGAGGGGUGGUUGGACCCUCCUCCGCCGUGGGGUGGUGGCGCUGCCGACGACGGUGGAAUAUCCAGCUUCUUGGAGACGAUGUUGUGGAAUUACUGAUAAUUGUGUAUUAAUAUACGUCAUGUUAUGUGCCUUCUCAUUUUCCAUUGAAGGUGUAAAGAUUUUUGUUCAUCAUUCGUCGUUCAAUCAAUCCAUUUGUACAGAGUUUAGGUCUCUUCAAACCUCUACCCCCCACCCCACUCUUAUUUUUUUUAUUUAUUUUCUUUUAAUUUUUUUUAUUUCAGGCAUCAAAUAAGAACCAUUUAGAUGGUUUAUAUUUUAUGUACAUAAAUUAUUAUUUUUAUUAGGCAUAAUUACACUUCCUUCUCCAUAGGUUCGGAGUAAUCAUGUAAUUUGAAAAAUUAUAUAUAGUAAUAUUGAUGUU
This is a messenger RNA of Sesamum indicum (sesame), 1372 nucleotides long. RefSeq names its product ethylene-responsive transcription factor TINY. Gene Ontology annotation, molecular function: DNA binding; DNA-binding transcription factor activity. NCBI's taxonomy places the organism in Eukaryota, Viridiplantae, Streptophyta, Magnoliopsida, Lamiales, Pedaliaceae. Gene Ontology annotation, biological process: regulation of DNA-templated transcription. The record is from RefSeq and is a predicted model, not a curated record.